AUGGACCCCCGACUCAGCCCCCCCCAAACCCGGCUGCGGAAAAGGCGGAAGAGAGCCGUUUGGAAGCCAAAGAGAUGUCCACCAGCGGCUGUCCCCGACCUACAGCUCCACCACUGCAACAUCUGCGGGAAGGACAUCAAGCACCAGUCCAAUUUCCGGGAGCACCAGCGCAUCCACACGGGCGAGCGCCCGUACCAGUGCAAGCGUUGCCAGAAGACCUUCGUCCGGGGCGCCGACCUCAUUAAGCACCGCCUGGUGCACUCGGCCAUCCGGCCUUUUCGCUGCCGGAUCUGCGGGAAACGGUUCAAGCUGCAGGCCGACCUGGACAAGCACGGCAAGGUGCAUUCGGACGAGGCCCCCUUCCCCUGCCACCUGUGUCCCAAGCGGUUCAAGCGUACCUCCUGCCUGGUGAAGCACCUGCGGAUCCACACUCAGGAGAAGCCCUUUGCCUGCUCCCACUGCAGCCGGCGCUUCAAGUGGGAAGCCUCGGUCAAAGAGCACGAGCGGGUCCACACGGGCGAGCGUCCCCACCACUGCGACCAGUGUCCCAAGACCUUCACCCACCGCUCCACCUUCCUGCAGCACCAGCGCACCCAUCAGAAGUACCCCGCCUUCAGCUGCAAGCACUGCGCCAGGUCUUUCAAUCACAAAUCCAACCUCCUGAAACACGUCCGUCGGUUGCACUCUUAG
Protobothrops mucrosquamatus (brown spotted pit viper) is the source of this 690-nucleotide messenger RNA. Its product is annotated as oocyte zinc finger protein XlCOF19-like. The transcript has a single exon. Gene Ontology annotation, biological process: regulation of transcription by RNA polymerase II. Lineage: Eukaryota; Metazoa; Chordata; Lepidosauria; Squamata; Viperidae. Gene Ontology annotation, molecular function: RNA polymerase II cis-regulatory region sequence-specific DNA binding; DNA-binding transcription factor activity. Bases 1 to 690 code for a protein of 229 amino acids. The record is from RefSeq and is a predicted model, not a curated record.